AUGAUAUCUGACAAGCACGAGCUUGUUGUCCAUCGCGUGCGCAUGAAGCUUGAUGCUUACGCUGCCCGGCGAGGCAUUGCCCCCGCUGCAGUGUGGAAAGAAGCGGUCAGCAGAACCUCAGCACAACUGCCGCACCUUCGACAGCGAGAAGCAGGGAGAGGCCGCCGUGAAUCGUCAGAAGCACAGGGCCAAUACCCAAAGGCCUCAGCAAGUUCUGAGAAGGAGUCAGCACCUUUGCACAGGGGUGAGUCUCCCUCCAGAAGCAUUUCACCACAGAAAGAACAUCGCCGUCAUACCCAGCAAAACCGCCACAGAGAAGGCCACAGGCAGGGGUCCCGCGAAGCAAGCAAAGCGGAUGAACAGAGGAGUGGCCAGCACGGAAAGAGCCACGACCAUGCAGACGCUUCGGCGCCUUCCCAUAUUGAAACUGGUAGCCCCACAAAGAGUGCUGCCACUGCUGCAAAACCGAACAACCGUAGCCGCUCGCCGACAUCAAAGCAUCGGGAAGAGAGUGCGAGGGCUGAUGGGACCUCACAAAGGAGAACGCCAUCAAAAACCCGAGAGAAGGGUAAAAGGAAGGGUUCGGUCUCCCCAGCCUCCAACGAUCAGCGCGAGGAGGGCGAGCAAGCAAACCAUCCCAUCGAGUCAACGCCACCUGAGGCAGUGCCGACGCAUGGAGAAGACAAAACUCGUGAAGAAGCUAAAGCGCAGCGUACAAAGCCCAAACCGUCACGGCGCCGUCGACAACAACCAAACGAACAGCCAGAUGAUAAAGGUACUCCAGCAGAUGCUGGUGAAUUUAAAUCAGUAAAGAAGAUAUCGAAAGGCAUCUUAUCGAGAGCUGGGACUCUUUUCAGAAAGCAGGGGACGAAGAAGACAGGAGAGUAG
Messenger RNA from Eimeria maxima, 888 nucleotides. RefSeq lists its product as hypothetical. The transcript is spliced from 2 exons. The coding region runs from base 1 to 888 and encodes 295 amino acids. The record is from RefSeq and is a predicted model, not a curated record. NCBI's taxonomy places the organism in Eukaryota, Apicomplexa, Conoidasida, Eucoccidiorida, Eimeriidae.